Molecule: messenger RNA, 2493 nt
Organism: Closterium sp. Naga37s-1
Lineage: Eukaryota; Viridiplantae; Streptophyta; Zygnematophyceae; Desmidiales; Closteriaceae
Source: the annotation of a GenBank genome assembly
AUGCCUUGUCAGCCAAAAACCGCUCCUCGUCAGCAACUCGACCCGCCUCGUCAUUUCCCUUCGUCGACUCGUCAAUCAAACAGUCUUAUUCUCCCUCGGCCUCCGUCAUUCACGCAGCCGAAGCAGUGGCCAGUUUUUCCCGCGCUUUUGCCAUCGCGGGUCGAUAAUUCCUCCGACUUCUUAUGCUCGCUCGCUGCAGACGACGCUGUAGUAGCCACUCGUCGGCAGCUAUCUAAGACCCCGCCGCUGCCGCCGUCGCUGCCGCCGCCGCUGCCGCUGCUGUCAACACUUCCAGUCAGUUCUUCGGAGGAGUCUCACCAUCCGCGGCUUAAUCCGCGAAAUCCUCCGCGCAAUCCGCUCAGUGCGCUUCCGCACGCCACCGUUUCUCCCCGCGGUCCCCGCCUCAGCAGCAGCGGUGGCAGUAGCAGCAGCAAUGGCAGCGGCGGGGAUAGCGGCGCAAGCGACGGCGGAGAAGGCAGCGGAUUGCGCGGCAGGGAGGAGUACGACGUGGAAGAGGAGGAAGAGGAUAGUAGCGCGCAUCGGCGCGCAGCGUUAGACUUCGUGCUGGAGCUCGCCGGGCCGCAGAUGGCGUCGCCGUCUGACGACCGUCGAUUCCGAUGGUGCCCUGAUUCGCCGAUCCCAGCCGACGAACUGCCUGUCGCCGCCUUCGCCGUGGAUAGGGACCUCACGUUUGUGAUGUGGAACCGACGAAUGGCGAAGCUGACAGGCUGGAGCCGGGAUGACGUAGCGCAGAUGGGGAGGUUUCCGGGAAGGCUGCUGCGACCCGCGAAGGGAUCUGCGCACGAGCAUGCCAGCGACGUGCUGCGAGACGCAAUGCUGCGACCAGAGCCCAUCAGCCAAACCAUGCUGCUCGCCACGCGCACCCCACGCGACGCAGAGUGCAAUGCCGAGUACGACGCAGAAUGCGACGCACAACAGCAGGUGCUUCCGGGGCAAGAGCAGGCGCUGCUGAGGAAGGUGUUACCUGGCGAGGCGGCAACUGGGCAGGGUAUAUCCGAGCACUCGUCGCCUGAGCGGGAGCUGCGUGUGCAGGUGCACGCGUGCAUGCGCACAGACGCUGUGGGGGCCGCCAAUGAACAUGCUCCUGCUGCCCCUGCAGCAGCAGCUGCAGCAGCCAUCCAGCCUGCAACAGUGAGUCAGUGCGGGGCAGUGAGGCACGGUGCAGCAGGUCUGCCCGCCAUUCGGGUGCAGCGGCGGCGAGCAGCUGAUGUGCUGCGCCCUGCUGGUCACGAGGGCGGCAGGUGCAGCAGCAGGGGUGGCAAUAGGUCAUUAGGAUCCGAAAGGAGUGCACAACGAGAGGAAGGGAGAGCAGAGGGGAAGGGAGCAGGUAAUCCUCUCUUUGAAGGAACCAACCCGUUGCUGGCCCCUGUGCAACUGCUGUCGCCUCUGACUCACUCCCCGUACCCCCUUCUCUCUCCCAAGUGGGAACCGGACGCAGUUCUACUGCACUCAUGUGCUGCCCUGCCUCCCUCGGCCAAUUCGGGAUUGCCUUUAACAGCUUGUGGGGAUGAUGAAAGGGCUACUGGUGCGGCUACAACAGCGCCUGCAACCGCGACUGCAAAAGGGUUGGAAGUAACAGAGACAGCAACAGUAGGAGCAGCAGCAGAAGGAGCCGAAGGUGCACCAGCAGGAAUAGCACCAAUGGCAGCAGCAGCAGCAGCAGCAGCAGCAGCAGCAGCUGGCGGCACUGGUACGGCCAGAGGCAUGCUGGCGGGUGGGAAGCGAGUGCAGGCCUGCAGCAUGCUUGCAGCAGACAGAGUAGCAACCGGAACGACAGCCUUCUUUUCUGCUGACGUACCUUCAUCUGCUGUCAUUCCCUCAUCAGCCGUUUUCCCAGCUAUCACCUCCUCCUCCUAUGCCCCUUCUUUUGACACCCCCUCUUUGCCUCCGUCCACGUCUCUGUGUGUGCGUGCUCUAGUGGCUGACGGGGCGACAGGUGGCGGCGCGGGAUUGGGGCUGGUGGGCGCGCUGCACAAUGACUUGCCGCAGCAGCUGGAGCGGUGUGGCUUCGAUGUUGUCACAGCUGCUACAGUCACAGAAGCUGUGGAACAAUUCAAUCAGUCUGUGCGCGAGUUGUCACCCAGUGGGAGGGUGCAACAGGGCAAUGGGUUUGAGGAGAGCAAUGGGAGUGCAGGAAGCAAGCAGCAGGGCGACACGGGCAAGAAACGGGUGGAUGUUGGUGUGCAGCGGCCCCUGGAGGCUUCCAGAGACGAGUCGUCCGUGACUAACCAGAGACCUGCAUUAGGAGACGACCAGGGACAGGGUGUUGCACCACCAAUUGACAGGGCUAUGGCAGCGGAUGAGGAAGCGCGGGAGGUUGGAGGGACGCCAGAGGCACCCUUCUCCCUCGUAGUCAUGGAAUUAGAGGCCAUGGCGCAUGAUGGCUUCGCAUGCAUCCGCAGCAUUCGUGAUGCCGAGGGGAGAAGGCAAGGAGGGAAGGCCAGGAAUGGGGAACACUUUUCCAGGGGUUGA